Molecule: messenger RNA, 5325 nt
Organism: Calidris pugnax (ruff)
Lineage: Eukaryota; Metazoa; Chordata; Aves; Charadriiformes; Scolopacidae
Gene: HSPBAP1
Product: HSPB (heat shock 27kDa) associated protein 1
Exons: 7
Coding region: 3895-5280 (461 amino acids)
Molecular function (GO): 2-oxoglutarate-dependent dioxygenase activity
Source: RefSeq, a predicted model, not a curated record
GACUUCAUGUAAAGAUGACUGGAGAGCCUUGUUUUAUCAGUUGGAAGAUCUCUAUUUCGCAAUGUGUUACCUUUCUAAAGAACACCUACGUUUUUCGCCAAUUAUAUAAGCUGUCACAGUUACAAAACUCGAGCAAAAACUUUGUUUGGUUUUUCAGUUCCUGGCUGGAUUCUUUACAUGCCUUGUGUAAAGGCAAAACAUGAGACAAAUUAUUCCUGCUUCCUUUUGUACUGUGCAGCCACAUCAUUUGUUGAGCCUGAUGGAAAGAACUAAUUUAACAGUAUUCCUUUUCUCUUUUGGAUCAGAGUACAACUGAGAAAAUGAAGACUCCAACAGAGCUUUUCUUUUCAAAGGGAAUAUGCAUUUCUAUUCUCUCCUGCUACCAGAUCUCCUGUAGGAAUUUGAUAUCUAGUGCCCAGGAUUUGCCACAGGCAUUUUGUUUCUUUGCAACAUGUUUUAUUUAUACACCUUUUACUUAGAGACGUCUGUGUCCAAAUUGUUUUGCCUAGGAAAUAAUUACCAUCAAUUUCAGGUUAGGAAAUACUAGGAAGCAAGAGCCCAGCUUAUGAGGUCUUUGUGAAGUUAUGAUAACAGUAAGUAAGGAAAAGAUUAUAUUAUUUUAAAUUACAAAUUUUUCUUCAAAUCUCUCUUUCAAGGAAUACCUUCAGAUAUAUCUUUUAAUUACCUUUUACCACCCUUACAGUAUAUAGUUCCACCAGAAAUCUCUGUUGGUCAUGAGCAGAGUUGUCCAAAUUAUCAUAAUAUCUAUUUGAUGGAGUAUAUUAUAUUUACAUUUUAUUGCGUGCCUUUUCUCUAACAGGCAUUUAGAUAUGCAUGACAAAUAUUAUGGGGAAAGAAUUAUGUUUAGCUGACUGCUGUUCUCACCAAGGAAUACAUAAAACUGAAUCAAGACACUUAAAAAGAGUCUUUGCACAAAAUUAGCAAGAAUCCCCAUUUGUCUUUGCAAGAGGACUAAUGUUGAUUUAUCUAAUGCUUUAAAUUUUCUAAAGCAUUUCAGACUUCACUGCUGAUUAUAUCAUAUGUAUUGUACGUGGUUAUUUUAUCUAUAUCAGGAAAAGAUACAUACUCAUUAAAGAAUGAUUUCAAUACUGUUUGAAGAGAGGAAUGAUUAGCAUCUUGUUGAGACACACUGUCCUCUUUCAUUGUUUCUAAAUAUUAUAGGGAAAUAGGUUUAUAACUGAAUAAAGCAUGGUGACAUGAAGAAAACUCCUCCAGUUAAUGUUCAGUAGAGGAGAGGCUAUUUAGUCUAAUUGUGGGGGUUUUUUUGUUUGGCAUUGAGACAAAGGAUCCCAGUAGCUUGGGCUCUGAGCUUCCCGCUGUAUAUUCACUGCGGUUAAAACCACACCUUUCAAAAGCACAAUGUGCGUGUGGAAAUCACAUUAGAAAGCCACACAGAAUCAACAGUUGGCUUCACUGAGCCUUCCUGCCUCUCCCAGUAAAAUUUCUGCUUUUGUAGCACAUCCCAACUGUUGGCUGAAGUUACAGGGUAAACAGGAGCUUUUGCAAUAAAACUCAGCUUCACAAAAUCCUCCAAAAAUGUGCCACCAAUUUCUUGCAGUUCUUUGGAUUUACAUCCUCUAAAAUAAUUAAAUGCACUGCCAUUAAAACAAAAACAAUUCAGCAGUCAAAAAGACAACCAUGCGGUGAUAAACUUAGCCUGAGCAGGAAUAAUUUCAGUUUUAUGAGUUGGAAAACCUGAAAGGUACCUAAGGCCAGCCAGCUCCCGCAUCAUGAAAGCCACCUCUUUAUGACAUUAUAAUUGCACCAGUUAAAGAGAGAAGAAGUUUUAUAAACCCCUCUGGGAGUGUUCAGAUCUGGACUGAGUCUCGCCUUUAGCCUUUGAACGACAUCACUGAGAGAAAACAUGCUGAGCUUUAACCUCUUACCACGCCGACAGCCAGCUCCUGGUGGCUGCACCAGCACACGCCCUUGUGUCUCCAUAUGGUCUUUUUGCCUUCUCUGGACUCACUCCCUCAAGGUAUACGAACCUAUUGCUCAGAAACCCCCAGAGCCUCCUUCCGGGGGUAGUGAAGACCAUAUGGUAAGGCAUACGGUCCCUGUGAGACCUCCUUAUGUCCUGGUUGUGCAAGUUGCUGGAGCGCGAGACUGAAGGCCAAGUGUCGUAGACAUCUCUGUGUCACAGCAACACCAUCCUGUCAAGUGUUGCUCUGCGUAUGGGAGGAAACAUGGAAAACAAACCAAACCCCAAACUCCUUCCUGUCAUCUGCCUGAAGAAGGGGAAGCCAUUUAAAAAUUUUAUGUUCCAUGAAGAUAAAAUAUUGGAGGUCUUUUGUUUGAAGCUUCAAGCUGGACUUCCCAUGAGAAGUGGAAGGAGAGAGCAAUUCAGUUUCCCUGGAAAUUGGUGUGAGAAGGGACUCCUUCACCGUAGGAGAGCCCAACCCUGCUACCUUCCACCGCUUUUCUGCAUGAAGACAGCAGUUUAGUUUAGAAAACUAGAAAGUACAGCUAUGCUGGAGCAUUACCCCUGCUGAAAGAAGGAGGACUCAAAAAAGUUUCCAAAGAGAUUUGGCAUAUAGCAUGCACAGGGCUCCUCUUAUUCCUGCCAUUCACAUUUCAGCAUUCAUACAUUUAUUUUAAACUGUUAUGUUUGCAACAAUCCUGAGGAACCUUCCUUGAUAGCUUUGCUCCUGGUGGGUCAUCUUCUGCAUUUCUCCCAGCUGCCACCUCUGUGCUGUCCUAAGUGGGAGAUCCUGGUUCUCCACUACCUGUCCCACCACCCAUGCAUGGGGAGGAGCGAGCGGCAAAAUUAGCACCCAGCAGUAAAGGGAAUUUUCUUGUCCUGUGCUUAUUUAUCCCUUCAUGCAUGCCAGGCCAUAAUCUGACCCCUAAAUAGAGUGAUUGAAUUGGUUGGUUUGUUUUAAAUGAGCUGCAAAGAGUCAUGGGGAACCAUAUGUAUUGAUUUGGUGUGUUAAAUCUUAUACAGAUACAAAUUCUGGAUGAGUUAACUUCAAUAGAGGUUAAAACAAUGAAUGGAUUUUAUUUUUUUUUUAUGAUCUGGAGUUGUAGUCCACUGCUUCAGCUCUAUGGAGCUGUUACAUUAUUUUUUUAAAAAGAUCAGGUUUUCCUUCUCAAUAUGUCCCUAAAGAAAAGUUGUUCUGAAAGUGCUGAGAUUAUUCAAGGUUGCCAGCAUUACAGCUUGACAGUUUCAGUGGGGCAUAUAAAUCUCUAAACAGCAAAGGAGUAAGUGGGUAUCUCGCGUUAGUUUAGUUCUUGGAUUGGCACAAUUUCCUUUUUCUAAAAUUUUGUAGAUGAAAAAGAAUUUUAAAACACUUUAAAAAUACCUGCUGGUUUGGUUACAGUGUUUUUUCUUGGUUUAAAUCAAAUGCGUAGGAACCUGGUUUACCAUCUCUGACAAUGCUCUACACUUCUUGGAAAGAAUCCCAUGCAGAAAGAGUGUUACUCAUAAAAUUUAUGUGCUCUAAACUCUGGACAUUAUUCAUAAGGGGUUUUUUUAUUGUUAGCCUAAUUCUAAACAGUUUGGCUACAGUGCUUUAUUGCCUAAGCUACAAGUGAAAACUCUAAGCACAUGUCUUUUUUAAUAAGUUCUUUUUUUUUUGCAUUUUGUGUGCUAAUACACCGCUUUAAACUUUAAUUUAGUGUAUGAAUCUUCUUUCAGUGUUUGCAGUAGAAAUUUGACUUCACAAAAAUCUAGAAUAUCAACCAAAAAAAUCAACCAUAAACAAAAGAGGUGUUAGUUCUUAAUGUUUCUUAUGCUGUGGGAUAUAAUAGGUAACACUUCAUGUAUCCUAAAUCAUCUCUCUACAGCUGGUUGUUUGGGGUUUUUUGUUGGUUUUUUUUUACAUAGGUGAAGAUGUCAAACCAUUUACUCCUGGGAAGGCCAAGGAAAUUGUGAUGUCUCUGCAGCAACCUGCAGUCUUCUGUAACAUGGUUGGCGACUGGCCAGCCCUACGCUGGAAUACGAAAUACCUUUCUGCGGUGUUGGAUGGGAAGACAAUCCAGUUCAGGCUAGGUCUGAAGACCAUGGAUUUAGUUCCCCAGUUUGAAACCAGGUGUAGCUAUGUGGAGGCUACACUUGAAGAGUUCUUGGCUUGGAGUUGUGGGGAGCCUUCUUGCCCCUCUGGACCAUUCAGCUGUUACGAGUUCUCCAAAUAUUGGGCUUACGCUGACUACAAAUACAUUGCCAGGAUAUUUGAAGACAAGCCAGAAAUUUUCCAGGAUGUAAGAUGGUCUGACUUUGGUUUUCCUGGAAGAAGUGGGAAAGAGAGCACGCUGUGGAUUGGUUCUGAAGGAGCAAACACCCCCUGUCACUUGGACUCCUACGGCUGCAACCUAGUGUUGCAAGUACAAGGAAGGAAGAGAUGGCACCUCUUCCCACCUGGUGACACCAGUUUCCUUUAUCCCACCAGGAUCCCUUAUGAGGAAUCCAGCAUAUUCAGCAAAGUCAAUGUUACCAACCCUGAUCUGAGAUGCUUUCCUGAGUUUAGGAACACAACAGCCCAUGUGGUUACACUCAGCCCGGGACAGGUCCUGCUUGUUCCAAGGCACUGGUGGCACUAUGUGGAAUCCAUUGACCCCAUCACUGUCAGCAUAAACUCUUGGAUUGAGCUGGAUGCAGAUCAUGAAGCCCGUGUGGAAGAAGCAAUAACUCGAAUGCUGGUGUGUGCCAUAAAAUCAGCAGAAAACCCCGCUGAUGGAGAUCUCUGGCUAAAUCCCACCGAGGUUGAGGCAACGUCCCAUGAAACCAAUCUUCAGUACCUGAACGAAGCGGUGUCCAUGUACCUCAGGAGUCAGAAGGCCAGCCUCUCAGAGCAGGCACGUCCCAGCAGCACGCCUGCAGAGCCAAGGACAAGCACCUCAUGCAAGAGGAAGAGAAGGGAAGCUGCCUGCCAACCAGAGGGCUGCAGGCUACUGACCCACGGGUCGGGCUUUGCAGCAUUUAAAGCAGAAAAGCCACAGGAAAUACCUUUUGGGCCUCAUCUCAUUCAAGUUUUACCACAGUCCCAAGAAACAAGGUUGAUGGGUGGGGCUGCAGUGGAAAGUGACAGUGGAGAUCUUCUCCAUGAAAAUGAAGGAGGACAUUUGGGAAAAUUACACUGCACCAGGAAGCAAUUGGUAACGAGUAAUGACCAUGAAACACCCGCACAUCAAAUGGAUGCGGACGGCAGCCCAAACGCCUCACAAACAGCCCUUUCUACCAACGAUUUGCUGGACUGUUUGGUUAAUCCCCGUGUCAUCAGUUUGGUGGCUCAGCUGCUGUUGGAGAGAACAAGAGUUUAGUGCCAGACUGCUUUAUCUUUUCUGAAAUAAAGAAAUCAAAUGGCA